AAAAUAUAUUUUUGACAACAGACUUGUAUAUUUUUUUUAAGAUUUACUUGUAUUGAGUAAAUUGAACGAGAUGUUCGUAAAUAUCGGUAAAUAUCCGUAAAUAUUCGCAAUAUCUGUAAAUUAUUCGGAUAUCUUUAUUUUUCCAAAGCAAAACAAAUUCAAAAAUUAGAUGUUCGUAAAAUAAGAAGCAAAUCACAGAUAUUUGAAAAUUAUGGUACUAUCCAUUAUACUAACUAAGUUUUCUGAGAAGUUGCACGAAGAUGUAAUUAAUAUCCUCACUGCCCUCGCAUGAGGGCUGCACGCCAAUACAAUUCCAUAGCACCAAACAAAAUUUGACUUCAAGAAUAUAUCCUCACCACCCUAGCACGUAUGAAGUUGAAAGUUUCAAGAAUCCUUCGAGAGGAAAAUUCAAGAUAAUAGACUCGUUAUUUAAUAAUCCAAUUCAUUAUUAUACUCUUGUACGUUUUGAACUAUGCAUUUAGUUUAAAACACAUCAUUAACAAGUUGAAAAGAUAUACAUACAUCGAUGGUCUUCUGUAUUUCACAUGGUAGCAUACACGUGACGGGAAAUUUCCUGGACCCUAAUGCCCAAAUAUUGAUAUUAUAACAAACUAACUUAUAAAGAAACUCCAUCGAAUGUAUCCAUGAUUCCAUUGGUAACUCCGGUUUAAUUACUUUUAAAGGCCAAACAAGUGCUUUAUUAGUUAAAAAGGAUUAGUUUUGUCUUAACGAUAAACUGAUUAUUUAAAAGAAAGUCAAAGCUAGCUUUAGAUGCGUACGAGAGUGAAUAAUACAAAUAGUAAACGAAGUUCUGAUCAGACAAUGGAAUUUGACUUUAGCACUUCAAACUUUUAGAACAAAUACAGAGGUCUGAAUUUCAUCUCUAUUAAUGGGCAUGGAUCUUUCUCUCAAGCUCGAGAAAGAGAAAGAUGAAGAAAGAUCAACACACAUCUGUGAGAGGAAAGAAUUAGAAGAAAAAGAAGAUGCUAGUGAAGAUAAAGAUGAAAAAAUGGUGAAAGAAGACGAAAUUGAAGAUUCUUGUUUAAGUUCAAGAACCCGACAAGAAGAAAAAGAACGUGAGGAGGUACUUAUGAUACGUCUAAAUAUACAUCAGAACAUUUUGUGUGAUAAUAUGUUAACAUCCAUGGAUGGAGAUCAGCUCUUGCAAAUGCAGAUCGAAAUGGAACAUGUGAAAGAAGAGAAUACGAGGUUGAGGAAGCUUGUAGAGCAAACCCUUCAAGAUUAUCGCCAGCUCGAGAUGAAAUUCCCGGUAAUCGAUCAAACCAACAACAUGUAUCUUGAAACGUUCCUUGGAGCACAAGCCAAAGAUCGGAAAAGAGGAGUGGAAAGAUAUGAUUCCCUGAAUUUGGUAGAGGGAGAAUUAGGGCUUUCUCUUUCUUUGCAGAAAAAGCAGAAACAAGACGAGAACAAAGAACUUGAGUCUAAUAACACGCAAAGAUACAAUAGUAGCAACAAAGCCCAGGGACAAGAUAUGAACACGCAACGUGUCAUAAUGUCUUCUCCGGGUAAUAGAAAGACCAGGGUAUCUGUGAGAGCCAGAUGUGACACUCCAACGAUGAAUGAUGGAUGCCAAUGGAGAAAGUACGGUCAAAAAACCGCGAAAGGGAAUCCAUGUCCAAGAGCUUAUUACCGAUGCACCGUGGCUCCAGGAUGCCCCGUUAGGAAACAGGUGCAAAGGUGUUUAGAAGACAUGUCGAUAUUGAUAACAACAUACGAAGGGACACAUAACCAUCCACUUCCUGUCGGAGCAACAGCCAUGGCUUCCACUGCCUCCGCUUCUCCAUUCUUGCUACUGGAUUCUAGCGACAACCUCUCUCAUCCUUCCUACUUGCAACAAAAUGGCAGCAACAAACAAUCAGUAAGAAGCUUGAUCAACUUUGAUGAUUCAUCAUUUAGAGGAGGUGACCAUGUUUCUUCUUCCCAAAACCGACUAAACUGGAUGAUGUAGAUUCUUAACAUCUAUCAUCACUUUCUUUUGGUCCCAUUAAUAUAAGUGAAGUCACCGUCAUGUAUUCUUGUAUUUUCUUGGGUCUUAUUUUUUAAACAAUUAUGUCUCGUAUAUACAAA
Molecule: messenger RNA, 2088 nt
Organism: Brassica napus (rape)
Lineage: Eukaryota; Viridiplantae; Streptophyta; Magnoliopsida; Brassicales; Brassicaceae
Product: probable WRKY transcription factor 9
Exons: 4
Coding region: 890-1969 (359 amino acids)
Biological process (GO): regulation of DNA-templated transcription
Molecular function (GO): DNA-binding transcription factor activity; sequence-specific DNA binding
Source: RefSeq, a predicted model, not a curated record